Molecule: messenger RNA, 1034 nt
Organism: Trichomycterus rosablanca
Lineage: Eukaryota; Metazoa; Chordata; Actinopteri; Siluriformes; Trichomycteridae
Gene: eif4ebp3l
Product: eukaryotic translation initiation factor 4E binding protein 3, like
Exons: 3
Coding region: 195-533 (112 amino acids)
Biological process (GO): negative regulation of translational initiation
Cellular component (GO): cytoplasm
Molecular function (GO): eukaryotic initiation factor 4E binding
Source: RefSeq, a predicted model, not a curated record
GUAUAUCCUGCUGUCGGAACAACUGUUCAAUAGUGUAGCUCCGUACUGCAAUGCACAUUUAGAAACUCUGGUUUAGGAAGCCAAUUAGAAAUAACUUAAAUUAGAAGAAAGACAAACAUAGAUCGGUAAAAGCUACAAGUGUCUUCCAGCUUUACUAUCCAUUUCUGCUAGAUUUGUAGGCACAUAAAUCCACAAUGUCAGGCAAUACACAAAAGACUGAGAGCUGUCCCAUUCCUACCCGUGUGAUGCAGCUGAAGGACUGGUCUCAGCUUCCAGACUGUUACAGCCAAACACCUGGAGGAACCUUGUUCUCCACCACACCAGGAGGCACUCGUAUCAUCUAUGACAGGAAGUUCCUGCUGGACUGCAGGAACUCACCGAUCGCCCGUACUCCUCCUUGCUGUCUUCCCCAGAUUCCAGGGGUUACUGUACCUGCCAACCAUCCUAUGGGCAAGCUAGAGGAACUAAAAGAAGAGCUGGAGGAGGACAAGGACCUAGCAGCUGAAGCUGACCAGUUCGAGAUGGACAUUUAAGACUUGAACAUGCCUCCUAUGGAGAACACAUUUCCGCUGGGUUGCUGCUAUGUUACCCCAAACCAGAUCUCACUGGAUUCAACAGGCUCCAUUGCAGGAUUUUAAUAAAUAUAACAUCCAGAGGAUGUUUACAGUUUCAGGUAUUUUGUCAGCAGUGACAGCAGUAGCCAGAAGAGAGAGGGAAUGGUGCAUGGGCAUCAUUUAAAUGUUUUUUUAUUGUACAUAUGGUACUGUGUAUUUUUUAAUAAGGGAAAUGAGUUAUAAAACUAAAUUGGGGAGGGGGGUGUGGCAGUGACAAAUGUAUUUAUGUACUCAUUUUGAGGAUCUCGAUGGAUAACAGCAAAUGUGCCAAAUGUGUAACCAUCAGAAAUGAUCUUUGUAAACAAUUCAGCUGUAUUCUUUUACAAAAAAGGAAUCCCAUUUAUUUUGGGGUAUUCUCUGGUUUGUCAUUUGCUUAAAUCUUGUUGGGUUUUAUUACUUGAUUAAACUGUGAUAAACAUG